This is a messenger RNA of Aspergillus clavatus NRRL 1, 996 nucleotides long. RefSeq lists its product as uncharacterized. Gene Ontology annotation, cellular component: mediator complex; core mediator complex. NCBI's taxonomy places the organism in Eukaryota, Fungi, Ascomycota, Eurotiomycetes, Eurotiales, Aspergillaceae. The transcript has a single exon. Gene Ontology annotation, biological process: regulation of transcription by RNA polymerase II. Gene Ontology annotation, molecular function: transcription coregulator activity. The record is from RefSeq and is a predicted model, not a curated record. The coding region runs from base 1 to 996 and encodes 331 amino acids.
AUGAACGUCCAAUUUCGACAUUCCCUAUCCACCAUUGAAGACAGACUCAAUGCUCUUAUUACAAGUCUUACUACGUCGCCUACCGCUUCUGGAGCUCCUGCAGCAGCUCUGGCACUGCUAGAUGCGAACGACUCGCUCACAUCGGCCAUUGACACACUUCGCCAGCAUCAGGAGAACUAUGACCGGAUUUUGCGACUUCGCGCAGAGGCAGAGAGUUUGGAGGAAAAGGUCAAGGGCGUUGUGAGAGAAGUCGUGGAGUACGAGAAGGAAAUACGAGCAGUCUGCGGUGACGAUGACAUGAGUGACUCGGAUGUGGACGAUGACGGUGCAUACGCGAUCGACGAUGCCGACCGGAUGGAAACCAGGCCAGGCGGGUUGCGCAGAACAAAGGAGAUCGACUACAAAUUGCUCUUGGAUUUUGCGCGACGGAUCAGCAAAUACAACCACCAAGCGGCGGCGGAUGCAGCAGCUUAUGCGGUCCAAGAGGCGCAAGCGCGAGGCAAACGACUACCAGCGGGUGAUCAAGAUGUCGCAAUGACGGGCGUUAAUGGCGGUCCUGUUACGGAGGAAGGCGCAGAGCCGGUCUCGUCUGUCACCAAAGAAGCGACAUCCUGGCUGGAUGAAUCGGCGAAGAUGACUCGCCAGGCCUACAUGGUCCCCUACCCGAUGGAGGAUCGAAUUCGGAUGGGCGUGAUGGGCCAGAUUCAGCUGGCUGCCGCCGAAGGUCGACCGGGCUUCGACUCCGACAAAGAAGUGGAACGGCUGAUACGCGAGGCGGAGGGCCUGGGGGCUGCGGAGCCAACUGCGCCGGCACAAGCGCCUGUCGGCGAGGAGACUCGCCAUGCGAAUGAAGCAGCCAAAGCUGCAGCUCAUGCGGGUGCGGCAAGCAGCGGAGCGACCGCGGCACCUGUACCUGCACCUGCACCUGCACCUGCGCCCAAGCCCAAAACCACCCUAGACCUCGACCUUUACGAUCCUGAGGAUGAUGAAAUGUGA